This is a messenger RNA of Cajanus cajan (pigeon pea), 1662 nucleotides long. RefSeq names its product F-box/FBD/LRR-repeat protein At2g04230. The record is from RefSeq and is a predicted model, not a curated record. NCBI's taxonomy places the organism in Eukaryota, Viridiplantae, Streptophyta, Magnoliopsida, Fabales, Fabaceae. Gene Ontology annotation, molecular function: protein binding.
AGAGUUAAGACACAAAAACAAGAUAGAUAAUUACCGUGACCACCUUCCAUGGCGGAAUCUUCUGAACCACCCUUGCCGCGGCGCAGACCACCACCCUCCGACGAAGACAGAAUCAGCCACCUCCCCGAUGUGCUCCUCCUCCAAAUCCUCUCCCUGCUCCCCACCAAGCAGGCCGUCAUCACCGGCAUUCUCUCCAAGCGGUGGCGCCCGCUGUGGCCUGCCGUCUCGCUCCUCGACUUCGACGACGAGUGCUCGCCGGAGCCCCGCCACGGUGACGCCGGUUUCGCGGAGUUCGUCUACUCGGUGCUGCUCCUCCAGGACGCGCCCACGAUCGAGCGGUUCCGCCUCCGGUGCCGCAGCCCGAACAGCUGCGUGGGCCACAUCCCCACGUGGCUGUGUCACGUGACCCGGCGCAGGGUGGAGCACGUGGAGCUCUCGCUCUCGCUCUCGCGCUACGUGGCGCUCCCGCGGCAGCUCUUCAACUGCGACACCAUUUCGGUGAUGAAGCUGAACGGCGUGUACUUCAACGUGUUGGCUUUGUUUUCGGUGCGUUUGCCUCUGCUGAGGGUUUUGCACGUGGGGGAUAGGGUUCUGUUUGGGUGCCAUGACUACGUGGUGAAGCUUCUCGCAGGGUGCCCCAUGCUUGAGGACUUGGUGCUUGAAUCCACCUAUGUAGACGCUUGUGGAACUGAUCUUUGCUUUGACGGGAAUUUCUUGCUUAAUUUGAACCACUUGUCGCGCGCUAAAAUUGGGUUUUCUUGGAAGGAGGGGUGCCUCAAGUCCAUGCUUCUUGUUUUUCAAGCGCUAUGUAAUGUUAGGUGCCUCUCGCUUUCACAUAACACUGUUGAGUGUCUGAAGGAUACUUCUGCCAGUGAUAUUCCAGUGUUUGACAAUUUAAUCCAGCUGGAAAUUUCAUUUGGAAACUAUUCAUGGGAUUUGUUAGCAAACUUGCUUCAACGUUCCCACAAGCUUGAAGUUCUUAGGAUUUAUAAGGAACCACAAAAAUAUGCAAAGGGACAAGAGUUCAGAUGGAACCAUCCACCACUUGUUCCUGAAUGCCUUUUGUUACAUCUCAAAACGUUCUGCUUUAAAGAAUAUCAAGGAAUGGAAACUGAGCUGGAUUUUGUAGGUUAUAUUAUGCAAAAUGCCAGAGUGUUAGAGGCAAUCACAAUCCACAUAUCAAUUUCCCUACGUUCAGAGGAAAAACUCCAAAUUCGCAGACAUUUAUCCAUACUUCAAAGGAACUAUGAAACUUGUCAAAUUGUAUUCCAUUGAAUCUCAUGUCUUAAAAAGAGAAGGAAAACAAAGUCCCAGCAAUUUCAAGUGUAAAAAUCAUUAUCUUUUAGAGAUGUUGUGCAACAAUUUGUAGUCAUCAAGAUUGACAGAGCCUAUUUUGAUAUGAAGAACAUUUUGUUUCAAGGGCUUCAGCUUUUGUUUUGGUUUUUAAUACUUUUUGGUCUCUUUCUUAUUUAUUGACUUAUUGUGAUUACCUCUAGUUGGUUUAGUAGGAGGUGAACACAUGGCAGGCUAAAACUCACCAUUAUAUGUUGUAACAUGAAAUACUUGUCCCAUCUGAAGCAGUCAUCUAACACGCUGCUUUGAGUGAAAAAUCUAUAACCAGAUGCUAUUUUGUUUGUGUAUAUACUUAAAAAGUUCAUAGCA